GUGAUCUUUUGUUUUAUCGAGUUCUCACCAUAGAGCGCAAUUGAACGUUCGUCCCGUGAAGGCAUGAGUUUCCAGAAGAAGCCCAUCAUUAUAGAUGCGCAAGGUCAUCUUCUUGGUCGGUUGGCCUCUGUAGUAGCCAAAACAUUGCUAAAUGGCCAGAAAGUAGUCGUAGUGCGGUGCGAAAGCAUCAAUAUAUCCGGAUCCUUUUAUCGAAACAAAUUGAAAUAUCUUGACUUCCUUAGAAAGCGAAUGAAUACUAACCCAUCAAGAGGUCCUUACCAUUUCAGGGCACCCGCGAAAAUAUUUUGGCGGACCGUCCGUGGUAUGCUUCCUCACAAGUUGCAUCGUGGAAAGCAAGCUCUCGACAAACUCAAAGUUUUCGAAGGCAUACCUCCUCCGUACGACAAGAAAAAACGUAUGGUCGUUCCCUCAGCACUUCGAGUGAUCCGACUGAAGCCCGGUCGAAAGUUCUCCGUAUUAUCUCGUUUGUCUGAUGACGUCGGGUGGAAGUACAAAAAUGUGAUUGAAAAGAUGGAAAAUCGUCGGAAAGCCAAGGCUGCUGUCUGGUAUAAAAGAAAAAAGCUGCUCCAAAAACCAAGUGAGGCUGCCAGAGGACAGGCUAAAGAGGCAAUUGCCCCAUAUCAGGCAAUCUUGAAACAAUAUGGUUACUCCUAAAUCUGUAUAUUCUGUGACUUCAUAAAGACGGUUUUCACGGAUAACGCUCAGUUUUCAUCUCUUGUACCGAAUCUAAGUUUUGAAAUUAACAUCGAUCAUAUGGUUAUUGCAAAAAAAGUUGUGGAGUAUAUUUUUGUUAAAGUUACUAGUGAACGCCAAAUGUCAUAGCUUAACAGGGUGUGUCUAAAUGAUGUAAGAUCGUCGUGUUCACAAUCAAAUCCCUUUCUAACCCCUUAUCUUCGCAUAACUUAUCACCAGUAACUCGAUUUUCAUAAACUUUUACGAUGUUAGUGUACCUGGAGCCAGCUCCGGAUUUCUUGUCUCC
Messenger RNA from Schistosoma turkestanicum, 1000 nucleotides. Lineage: Eukaryota; Metazoa; Platyhelminthes; Trematoda; Strigeidida; Schistosomatidae. The record is from the annotation of a GenBank genome assembly.